Molecule: messenger RNA, 12544 nt
Organism: Anolis carolinensis (green anole)
Lineage: Eukaryota; Metazoa; Chordata; Lepidosauria; Squamata; Anolidae
Product: bifunctional heparan sulfate N-deacetylase/N-sulfotransferase 3
Exons: 14
Coding region: 648-3284 (878 amino acids)
Cellular component (GO): Golgi apparatus
Molecular function (GO): heparan sulfate N-sulfotransferase activity; deacetylase activity
Source: RefSeq, a predicted model, not a curated record
UUGGCUCGUUUGCCCUCCGCGGAGGGAAGAGAGAGGAAGAGGAGAGCUUUCGGAUUUGGCAGUGGCCGCACCAGGCGAGCAUCCCUCCUCUCCGGAGGAUCCGUCUCAUCGCGGAUCGGGCGGCCAGGGAAGGGCAGCCCCCACCCCCACCCCCACCAGGAAAGGGGACCUCCUCCCCCUCCCCCUCCUCCCUUCCUCGCGUGGGAGACGCAGCAGCAGCAGCAGCAUCAGUUCCAGCAUCCCGUCCAGGCGCCUCGCAAGGGAGGCUGUGCGUCUGGAGGCGGAGAGCGAAUUCUCCUUUCUUCUUCUCCUUCCUCCCGCUUUGUACCCCAUCGCAGCCUCCGCCGUGGGGUCUCCAGCCUCUUCCUCGUCGGCGGAGGGGACAAGCGCUUUCCUCGGCUUUUGCGGAGCCUGGAAAGGAGAUUUCCAAGCGGCAGCGCCAGUCUUGCGGGGGAAGGAACUAACGGAGGAGUGGAAAGGCCACCAUGGGGAGUCUGGAGGAGCAGGGCUUCAGCAUAUAUUUUCUGUGAAUCGUGCUGAAGAUAUACACGCUGCAAUGGUGACAUAAACUGCUAAACUGGACUGGGAAAUUUUUGAAACUUCUCUCUUCGAUCUAAAUGUUGCUGCUCUUGGAAACCAUCUAAGGAAUGACUUACAACAUGACUUUUGUUGUGAAACUACAUAGACAUUUUCAGCGAACAGUUAUACUGCUGGCCACUUUUUGUAUGGUGAGCAUAGUUAUUUCAGCAUACUAUUUAUACAAUGGCUACAAACAGGAAAAUGAACUUUCUGAGAUCAAUUCAGAGGUUGAAUGUGGAGAUCUUCCCAUCUUACAACCCUACAAGAUAACACCUUGGAAAACAGUAAAACCCACCAAUCCCCUAAGGACUGAUCCUGUAGUGCUGGUGUUUGUGGAAAGCCAGUAUUCUGCCCUUGGUCAAGACAUAGUAAUGAUUUUGGAAUCUAGUAGAUUCCAGUAUCAUAUAGAGAUUGCUUCUGGGAAAGGUGACCUUCCCGUACUUAUAGAUAAAAACAAAGGCAAGUAUGCUCUCAUAAUAUAUGAAAAUAUUUCUAAGUAUGUGAAUAUGGAUUCCUGGAAUCAAGGCCUUCUACAUAAAUACUGUGGAGAAUAUGGUGUUGGGAUGAUUGGGUUCCAUAAGAGCAGUGACAACACUUUGCAAACUUUUCGGUUAAAGGGUUUUCCUUUCUAUGUCCAUAGCAAUGUGGGAAUUAAGGAUUGUUGCAUCAAUCCUCAUUCUUCUCUGCUCCAUAUAACUAAAUCGUCUAAAUUUGAUAAAGGCUCUUUGCCUGGAAACGACUGGACUGUUUUCCACAUAAAUCAUUCAGCCUAUGAACCUGUUAUAUUUGCAAAGGUAAAAGCACCUGAAAACCUCCCUCCACCUUUAGUUAAAAAUGCUCUCCAUGCAACUAUCAUUCAUGACUUGGGUCUUCAUGAUGGGAUUCAGCGUGUCCUUUUUGGCAACAACUUGAACUUUUGGCUGCACAAGCUCAUAUUUAUAGAUGCUGUUUCAUUCUUGACUGGAAAAAGGCUUGUGUUGCCUUUGGAUAGAUAUAUUCUUGUUGACAUAGAUGACAUCUUUGUUGGAAAGGAAGGAACAAGGAUGAAAGCCAAUGAUGUUCAGGCUCUGCUUAAUACUCAGAAUCUUCUAAGAGCUCAAAUCUCAAAUUUCACUUUCAACCUGGGAUUUUCAGGGAAAUUUUACCACACAGGAACUGCAGAAGAAGAUGAAGGUGAUGACCUGUUGCUGGGGUCUGUGGAUGAAUUCUGGUGGUUUCCUCACAUGUGGAGCCACAUGCAGCCUCAUCUCUUCCACAAUGAAUCAUCAUUGGUGGAGCAAAUGAUUCUCAACAAAAAAUUUGCCUUAGAGCACGGCAUUCCAACCGAUAUGGGAUAUGCUGUGGCUCCACACCACUCGGGUGUCUAUCCUGUUCAUGUUCAACUUUAUGAUGCCUGGAAAAAAGUCUGGAAUAUUAAAAUCACAAGUACUGAAGAGUACCCACAUCUGAAACCUGCACGAUAUAGAAAAGGCUUCAUCCACAAAAACAUUAUGGUCCUUCCUCGACAAACUUGUGGUCUUUUUACACACACCAUUUUUUACAAGGAAUACCCAGGUGGUCCAAAAGAAUUAAACAAAAGUAUACAGGGCGGGGAAUUGUUCUUCACAGUUGUUCUCAAUCCAAUUAGUAUCUUUAUGACACACCUGUCCAACUAUGGGAAUGACCAGCUGGGUUUGUACACCUUUGUCAAUCUGGCCAAUUUUGUUCAGAGCUGGACUAACUUGAAGCUGCAGACACUUCCCCCAAUUCAACUGGCUCACAAGUACUUUGAGCUCUUCCCUGAGCAGAAGGACCCUCUUUGGCAGAAUCCUUGUGAUGACAAGCGGCACAGAGACAUCUGGUCUAAAGAAAAAACCUGUGAUCGUUUACCAAAAUUCCUGGUAAUUGGACCCCAAAAAACUGGCACAACAGCUUUGUAUUUGUUCCUGAUUAUGCAUCCUUCCAUCAUUAGUAACUCCCCCAGCCCCAAAACCUUUGAGGAGGUACAGUUCUUUAAUAGAAAUAACUACCACAGGGGGAUUGAUUGGUACAUGGACUUUUUCCCCACACCAUCCAAUGUCACAACAGACUUUCUCUUUGAGAAGAGUGCCAACUAUUUCCAUUCUGAAGAAGCCCCUAAAAGAGCAGCUUCUUUGAUUCCCAAAGCAAAGAUUAUCACUAUUCUCAUUGAUCCAUCAGAUCGAGCAUACUCCUGGUAUCAGCAUCAGAGAUCACACAAAGACCCAACUGCUCUAAAAUUCACCUUCUAUCAGGUGAUCACUGCUGGCCACCAUUCCUCACCUGACCUUAAGGCUCUGCAGAAGAAAUGCCUGGUACCUGGAUGGUAUGCCACCCAUAUAGAAAGAUGGCUCACUUACUUCCCAGCUUACCAGUUGCUAAUUAUAGAUGGACAGCAACUAAGAAAUGACCCAGCAAUCGUGAUGGAUGAAGUGCAGAAGUUUCUGGGAGUUACCCCUCAUUAUAACUACUCAGAAGCCCUAACCUUUGAUUCACACAAAGGGUUCUGGUGUCAGCUCCUGGAAGAAGGAAAGACAAAAUGCCUUGGAAAGAGCAAAGGCAGAAAAUAUCCUCCAAUGGAUUCUGAGUGCAGGGUUUUCCUGUCAAGCUACUACAGAGAUCAUAAUGUGGAACUGUCAAAGCUUCUCCACAAAUUAGGACAACCCCUGCCAUCAUGGCUGAGACAGGAGCUGCAAAAAGUGAGAUAGCACUGGGGGAAAGAAGCUUCCUAUAAGAGCUCUCCUUCACUUCAAACAUAAUCAGACCUAAAGUCUCCAGGAGCCAGCAGAAGACUGUUGGGAAAUAUGUCUCUUCAAAAGAGAACAAAGUAAUGAGGUUUGUGACAUGGGUUGGCAAACAGUCUACACAAGCAUCCUGGGAGAUAUGGAUUUCAGAACAAUUUCUGGGUUUACGAAGAUUUUAAUAGAGUACAAUAUACCAGAAGGUUCAUCUGUGCCAGACAUAUUAAAAUGGGAGCUUCACAGCUGUCCAGAAAUACCCCUAUAGUUACCACUCAUUUCAUUGGGGCUGCUACAAAAGAAUUUGAGAUGAUUGUGCCUAUGGAGUGUCGUGCAUACGUGUCAAUAACAACUGGUUUCAGUUUUCAAAAGCAAAGAUACACAACUGUCCAAAAAUAUUGUGCAAUUAUUUACAGUUUUAUAUAUUAUAUUCAUAUCAGUUGAAGAAUAUUGUGUCUCAUGUCAGUUUUGUAACCCACUGUCUGCCUGCUUAGUUUUCAAAUUGUUUGAUUACAAUGUGUCUUAUAUUAUUUUUUAAAGUGAGGAAAGAUGUAGCACCCAAUGCCAGAUGUGUCCUCUUUCCAAGUUGAUUUCUAAAAUGGAAACAAGUUUUGUAAAGAAUUCACGAUUUGGAAUGAAAGUACAAGUUUUUAGGAAUACACAAUUGGUGAGAAAUGGUACUGUUAGUUAAAUAAGCAGGAGGGAUCUACAGGAAAAAAUUACUUUAUGCAAUUGACAUGUGUGGUUAAAUCCUUUUGCCCCAAUCUAUAGAGCUAGGAAGAGCUGUAACACUGUGGACCCUAUAUUUUCAUGAAAAGAGUGCUGUUGGGAGAGAAACGUGUGUCACGACCCAGGCUGCAGGGCACCAAUAACCAUACACAGAGGCCAGAAUCUAUCUAAUAUCUUUAUUGAAGGAAUAUAUAAAGUUAAUAAAAACAAGUGUAGAAAAUAGUCCAGAAUUAGACCUUUCAGGAAAGGUCAGAAUUAGUCCAAAAAAGCAAUGUCCAAUAAGAAAUAUUAAGGUCCAAAGUUGUAAUCCAAUAACCGAAACACUCACUUUGCCAGGCAAAGUGAGGGGAGAUGACAAGGUCCUUUAGUCCAUAAACUUGAGCAAGGCUAGGAAAUAACUUGAUACUUGAAACAAGGCUUAAAACGUGGAACAAGGUAACUAGGAACAAGAACAAGGUCCGUGGAAUAACUUGGUAAAAUCCGUGGAACAAGGCAAGGAUUGAUCCUGGGAAACAAGGCAAAGUCCGUAGAUAAACAAAGGCUGGGAAGCAAGGCGAAGGCUGGAUAGCAAGGCAAGGCUUGAGCAGGAGCGAGGCUUGAAUCGGAGCGCGCUGUCCAGACACAACUCGCUCCGUAGGCUGACGAAUUGACUCCGCGAAGAUACUACGCGGGUAAAACACCUAAAUAGAGUCUAACUUUCCCACCGAAGCAGUACUCUGGGAAUCAGAAACGAAAGCUAAACUCUGAGACCAGAUGUUAAACUCCUUAAAGAUUCUCACGAGAAGCAGUCUUAAUUGGCUACAUUCUUAGCUGCAAUUCUUGCACUCCUGCGCGAAGCUGAUUCCAAACUUCUCUGUUGUUUACAAAACUCCCGGCGCAAGAACACGGGAGAAGUAGGUUCUGGGCUUGUUUGACAUACUUCUGGGAGACAACUUUCUUGCAGGUGCAAGGUUCCCAGAUCUGCCUGGGAAAGAUCUGGCUGAGAGGAAUCCAGUUCAGACUGGGAAGGUAAAAAACCCAAGUUUUCAUCUUCAUCAGGAAUUACAAUGUCCUGAGCAGGACUACAAGGCCCAUGGGUCAUCACACUAUCCCCCUCCUCAAGGCCCCUCCCAAACUGGGGCCCUCUCCCCGAAGCGCGAGGUCGCGGCUUGGCGGGAUAGGUCUGAUGAAAGCGACGGGUUAGAUCAGGAGCAUGGACUGUGGAGGCGUCUUCCCAAGAGCGUUCCUCAGGGCCAAAACCCACCCAGUCAAUGAGAUAUUGUAGGCGGCGGCGGUGAAAGCGAGAAUCCAAAAUGUCCUCAACCUCGAACUCCUCCUCCCCAUUCAUCAAAACAGGAGGGGGGGCCGGUUGGUCUGUAUCAGGACGCACACCAUCUGCCGGAAGGAGCAGGGAACGGUGAAACACUGGGUGAAUGCGCAUUGAACGCGGAAGUUGGAGUUUGAAAGUCACGGGGUUUAAUUGCGCCACCACUGGAUAGGGGCCAAUGAAACGGGCAUCUAACUUCCGGCAAGGGCGGUGGGUGGGCAGAAAGCGAGUGGACAGAAAAACCCGAUCUCCUACCUUGAUUUCGGGGCCCGGCUGGCGGUGUUUGUCAGCGUGGCGUUUAUAGUCCUCCUUGGCUUGGUCCAGUUGCUGGAGCAAAAGUUGUUGCACCGCUGUGAGUUCCUGCAGCCAAUCCUCUGCUGCGGGAACUUCUGUAGGUUCAAUGACAGGGGGAAAGAAACGUGGAUGGAAGCCGUAGUUUGCAAAGAACGGCGUUUCUUUUGUAGAAGCUUGAACUCCAUUGUUGUAGGCAAACUCAGACAGUGGUAACAGAGAAGCCCAAUUGUCCUGUUGGUAGUUUACAUAACAGCGAAGAUACUGCUCCAAAGUGGCAUUGGUGCGCUCCGUUUGCCCAUCUGUUUGGGGAUGAUGAGCUGAAGAUAAGCGAGAGUCUAUGCCCAAUAGUUUUUGUAGUGCCUUCCAAAAACGAGAGGUGAAUUGAGAUCCACGGUCUGUGACUAAACUCUUGGGCAAUCCAUGUAGUCUGAAAACAUGUUGAAGGAAUAGAUCCGCAGUCUCUUUGGCCGUGGGGAGGCCUUCGCAGGGAAUGAAAUGGGCUAACUUGGUGAAAAGGUCCACCACCACUAAGAUCGUGGUGAAUCCACAGGAAGGUGGUAGGUCAGUGAUGAAAUCCGCAGAAAUUAUUUCCCAUGGGCGAGAUGGGGUAGGAAGGGGGUGUAGAAGCCCUGAGGGCUUCUCCCUUCUUAUCUUGGAGCGCUGGCAUACUGGGCAGGUGUUGACAUAUUUUUCCACAUCCUUGCGGAUCUUGGGCCACCAAAAAUCCCUUAGGAUCAGAUGCAUGGUUUUAAAUAGUCCGAAGUGUCCUGCUGGUUUGCAGUCAUGACACAGACGAAGCGCUUUUUCCCUGCCCGGUCCGGGUGGGAUAUAAACAUGAUUUCUAUAGCAAAGCAGCCCAUCCUUAAGCGAAAAGGGGAAGUGCAAACCUUGGCGAAGUUGGUCCUGCGCCCAGGCAUCUGCUUGCUGACUAGCCCUGAUUUCUUGAGCACAGAGGGGUCCUGGAGUAGAGGAAGCUGAACCAAUGGGAAUGGAUUUGGUGUUCCCCACUGUGAGCGUGGCAAAGUUCCCGGGUUGUAAUAGUUGGGAUUCAAGGGUCUCCUUGCGUCCUGCAGCGUAUUCCGGUUUACGUGACAGGGCGUCUGCUUGCUUGGUCUGGGCUGGGGUCACAUAGUGAAUCUGGAAGUCGAAACGUUCGAAGAAUAAAGCCCAGCGUUGCUGCCUCUGAUUUAGUUUGCGGGCAGUUCUUAGAUGUUCUAGAUUACGAUGAUCAGUGUGGACUUCAAUGGGAAAUUUGGCCCCUUCUAGCCAAUGUCUCCAAGUUUCAAAGGCUGCCUUUAUGGCCAGUAGUUCUUUUUCCCAAAUGGUAUAAUUCCUCUCUGGUGUGGUUAGUUGACGAGAGUAAAAGGCACAGGGAUGGAGGUGAUCUCCCACCGGUUGUAAGAGUACAGCCCCGAUAGCCACAUCAGAGGCGUCCGCUUGCACAACAAAAGGGGUUCCAGGAUUUGGGUGCUGUAGAAUUGGCUGGGAGGUGAAUAGUUUCUUUAGUUGCUGGAACCCUUUCUCUGCUUGAUCAGUCCAGCGGAAAGGCUGCUUUCCACGGAUGCAGCUAGUGAUGGGGUCGGACCAGCGGGCAAAAUCUGGAAUGAACUUGCGGUAAUAGUUCGCGAACCCCAAGAAACGCUGUACCUCUUUCUUGUUAGUUGGCGCCCGCCAUUCCAAUACUGCUGAAACCUUGGCUGGAUCCAUGGAAAGGCCUAGAGGCGAGAUGCGGUAACCAAGGAAAUCUACCUCUUGUAGAUCAAAGGCGCAUUUUUCCAGCUUGGCAUAUAGUCCAUGAUCCCGCAAUCGUUGUAGCACCAUUUUGACGUGGUUCUCAUGUUCUGAUUGUGAUCUAGAAAACACCAAAAAAUCGUCCAGGUAGAUUAUCAAGAACCUGUCUAGAUAGUCCUGAAAAAUGUCAUUGACAAAAUGCUGGAACGUUGCGGGAGCUCCGCAUAAACCGAAAUUCAUAACUCGGGACUCGAAUAAUCCGAAUUUGGUCUGGAAGGCGGUCUUCCACUCGUCCCCUUCCCUGAUGCGAACUAAGUUGUAAGCCCCCCGAAGAUCCAGCUUGGUGUAAACCUUGGCUCCUCGAAGCCGAUCCAGUAGAUCCGAGAUUAAGGGCAGGGGAUAGCUGUUCCGCUUGGUGAUAUUGUUCAAUGCUCUGUAGUCCACCACCAAGCGUAGUUCCCCUGACUUCUUCUUCACAAACAUCACUGGGGAGGCGGCUGGGGAUUGAGAGGGUCUGAUGAAUCCCUUGCGAAGGUUUGUCUCUAUGAAUUCCCUGAGAGCUUCUUGCUCUGGUUCAGUCAGGGAGUAGAGAUGCCCUCGCGGGAUCGGGGCCCCCUCCACCAAGUCAAUGGCACAGUCAUAAGGUCUAUGUGGGGGUAAUUUUUCGGCUUCUUUCUCAUUGAAUACAUCCCAAUACUCGGAGUACUUCUUUGGCAAGGUGAUGAUGGGCUCGGUGUCUGUGGCAUGGCAGACCUUGGCUACGAGGCAAUGGUUUUGGCAGUACUGUGAAGCAAACUGCAGUUCUCUGUUGAACCAGGAGAUGUUAGGGUCGUGGAGAGUCAGCCAUGGGAUUCCCAAAAUCACAGGGAAAUGGGGAACCUCGGUAACAAAGAAGGAAAUCUCUUCCAUGUGUUCCCUUAUCCACAUCCUGGUGGGUUCCGACCACUGACUUACGGGGCCCGUCUUGAGGGGGCGGCCGUCUAUGGCUUGCACCACACGGGCAUUCUUGAAAUCAUGAUAUUGUAAUCCCAGAGAGUCGGCAUACUCUCUAUCAAUGAAAUUGUUGGUAGCUCCAGAGUCUAUCAUGGCGUGGAUCAUGACGGGUCCCCUUUUUGCUGACCAUAAUGUGACCACGAGAAGGAACAGGACCCCGGUUGGCGGCUCUUGAAUGGAUUUUUUGACCGGGUUGGCGAGCCUCUCUACACCCGGUCGUUGGCUUCCCCCGCCGGCUGUGUGCCAGUCGGCUCAGACGCCUUCGUCUCCGUGGAGGACGCCGCCGCAAGACGGGCGGCAGGCUUCCCUUUGGCUGGGCACUCUCUGGCGAAGUGGCCCCCGUUCCCGCAGUACCAACAGAGGUUUAAGCGUUGACGACGGGCCUUCUCGGCGGCAUCUAGUCUGGGACGCACAUUGCCCAACUGCAUCGGCACCUCCUCGCCUCCUCUGGGGUAUGGGGUUGGCGGUGGGGGUCUCCACACUGGACGUGGCUGAACGCUGGCGGGAGCGGGGGGUUUUGCCCCGGCUCUACUGCCCUGGCCUCGAACCCACUGUUUCCUGUUGGCAAUCAUGACUUCAGCCCGUAAACAUUGAUCAAUGAGUGCCUCGAGGGUCUGGGGAGGAUCCACCUUGGAGAUUUCUUCCAGCAUUUCAAUGUUGAGACCCUCCCGGAAUUGUCCUCUGAGGGCUACAUCGUUCCAGCCGGUGUUGUGGGCCAGCACUCGGAACUCGGCUAUAUACUGGGACAUAGGUCUGUCUCCUUGGAAAAGGCGACGGAGUUUGUGACCGGCUGCCUCCAAAUUGUCCUCGAUUCCCCAAGUCUCCUUGAGGUGGUCCAAGAAGUGUUGCGCUGAUCUUAGGUGUGGAGAGGCUUGGUCGAACAGUGCCGUCGCCCAGUUGGCCGCUGGCCCGUCUAGAAGACUGUAAACCCACGCCACUUUGAUGUCUUCUUGGGGAAACUCGGCAGCACGGGCCUCUAGAUAAGCUUGACAUUGGCGACGGAAAACAUGAACCUUGGAAGCUUCUCCAGUAAACUUGGUUGGCAACGCCAUGGCCGGAAGACGAAUUCCGCGUUCCUUCAAACCCUUUAUUUCUCCAUCCUGUGCAUUGAGCUUAUCACGGAUUCGGUCCACCUCAUCCUUGUCGAUGGUGUAGGUAAUCGGCUGGCCGCUCGGCCCAGGUACGACUCCGGUAGACAUUCUGGCCGAGGUUAAUUGGUGCUUAGGGUGGCGGAGUCAAACUGUCACGACCCAGGCUGCAGGGCACCAAUAACCAUACACAGAGGCCAGAAUCUAUCUAAUAUCUUUAUUGAAGGAAUAUAUAAAGUUAAUAAAAACAAGUGUAGAAAAUAGUCCAGAAUUAGACCUUUCAGGAAAGGUCAGAAUUAGUCCAAAAAAGCAAUGUCCAAUAAGAAAUAUUAAGGUCCAAAGUUGUAAUCCAAUAACCGAAACACUCACUUUGCCAGGCAAAGUGAGGGGAGAUGACAAGGUCCUUUAGUCCAUAAACUUGAGCAAGGCUAGGAAAUAACUUGAUACUUGAAACAAGGCUUAAAACGUGGAACAAGGUAACUAGGAACAAGAACAAGGUCCGUGGAAUAACUUGGUAAAAUCCGUGGAACAAGGCAAGGAUUGAUCCUGGGAAACAAGGCAAAGUCCGUAGAUAAACAAAGGCUGGGAAGCAAGGCGAAGGCUGGAUAGCAAGGCAAGGCUUGAGCAGGAGCGAGGCUUGAAUCGGAGCGCGCUGUCCAGACACAACUCGCUCCGUAGGCUGACGAAUUGACUCCGCGAAGAUACUACGCGGGUAAAACACCUAAAUAGAGUCUAACUUUCCCACCGAAGCAGUACUCUGGGAAUCAGAAACGAAAGCUAAACUCUGAGACCAGAUGUUAAACUCCUUAAAGAUUCUCACGAGAAGCAGUCUUAAUUGGCUACAUUCUUAGCUGCAAUUCUUGCACUCCUGCGCGAAGCUGAUUCCAAACUUCUCUGUUGUUUACAAAACUCCCGGCGCAAGAACACGGGAGAAGUAGGUUCUGGGCUUGUUUGACAUACUUCUGGGAGACAACUUUCUUGCAGGUGCAAGGUUCCCAGAUCUGCCUGGGAAAGAUCUGGCUGAGAGGAAUCCAGUUCAGACUGGGAAGGUAAAAAACCCAAGUUUUCAUCUUCAUCAGGAAUUACAAUGUCCUGAGCAGGACUACAAGGCCCAUGGGUCAUCACAACGUGCCUGAUUUUUUUUUUUUUCGUGUCAGGAGCAACCGGAGUUGCUUCUGGAGUGAGAGAAUUGGCAGUCUGCAAGGACGUUGCCCAGGGGACGCCUGGAUGUUUUUGAUGUUUUACCAUGCUUGUGGGAGGCUUCUCUCAUGUCCCCGCAUGGAGCUGGAGCUGAAAGAGGGAGCUCAUCCACGCUCUCCCCAGGUGGGAUUCAAACCUGGCAGCUUUCAGGUCAGCAACCCAACCUUCAAGUCAUGAGGCUUUUAUCCCCUAGGCCACCGGAGGCUCCACGCCUGAAUUGAUUCUCUGUCUAUCCAGCAAUUAAUGGAGCAGGGACUCUGCAUUUAGCUCAGGGCCAGCACUGCAAAUUCAACCCAAGUUAAGAUUCUUCCUAAUCAUUUUCUCUUAUGUAUUUCAUUUAAGUUUGUAGCAUCAGGGCUUUGGGUGCUGUAGGAAACAAGGCAUUAACACCACUCACUAGGUUGUUUUAUUUGCAUAGAAGAACUUGUAAAACUAUGCAAAUGAACCAAACAUGCCCUAUGUUUUUUGUGAAGUAAAAUUAUUUAAAAGAGUAGAAUCCAAACCCAUACAAGUGUUGCAUACAUCAGACUGUGAAAGUAUAAUGCCACUGCAAUAUUUGUGAUGUCUAUGCAUUUCUUUGGCUAUCUUUUGUCACUGCCUGGGAUAAGUAAACACAUAUUCUAGAUGUUUUCAGUUGCCUGUAAUGGGAAAAUAUGCCACUGACAUCAGAUUUAUCUGUCAUCAAUAGAAGAAGGAUUAUGAUUUAUCACCUUAAAUCAGUGGUUCUCAACCUGUGGGUCCCUAGAUGUUUUUGGCCUACAACUCCCAGAAAUUCCAGCCAAUUUACCAGCUGUUAGGAUUUCUGGGAGUUGAAGGCCAAAACAUCUGGGGACCUACAAGUUGAGAACCACUGCCCUAAGUCACUGCCUUAAAUAAUCCGAUUUAGUAAUUUACACUAUUACUUUUGUCUAUGUUGGUUGAUAUUUUGGUUGGGUUUUUUCUUCAGUGCAAUCUUAAAUGCUUAAAAGUAUAUGAAGUGACUCAGUUUUUAUUAGAAUGUGCUCAGACUUUAGAAGGUAUUAGGCUUAUAAACACAUUCUAUAGCCAUUAUUCUGAUUUUCUAUUUUUUUCCAUUAUAGUUGCCCUUCUAUAUCCAUAGAUUCAACUAUCUACAGCUUGGAAAUACUAAAAAUAAUCCAAAAAUAAACCUUGAUUUCCCCAUGUCAUAUAAGGAGCUUGAGCAAACACCAAUGUUGGUCAUGGACAAAUGCCAGCAAAUACCGAGGGUCCACUGUAUUUAAAACCAUUUACUGUCUUCCUGAAAAUUAGCUAUUUAUUCAGUUCAGACAUGAAAUAACUCAUAUUGUUUCUGAAUAGGCUUGUAUUCCAUUGCACUGCAAAAACAUUCAAAAAUUCAGAAUGGCAUUUAAUAAAUUUUCUUUCUUUAAAUGGCAGCUCAAAUCCCAGCAUAUAUUUUUAGAUAUUUAAUUUAACCUAGGUAUUUCUUGUGGAAGAGACAUUGAAAGUUGCCUAUCUGAAACAGUUGUGCUAGUAGGAAAUGAGUAUGGUUAUUUGUAGCAAGUAUUAAUGGGAAAGAAAAAGAAAAACAAACCAAAAAUGGAUGUCAGUCACUCAAUCCAAGCAAACAGCACGGUUCCACUGCAUUAUUUGCCUAGUCCUAUACAUAAGGAAAAAGAAGUGGAAGCAAUCUUCAGAAUAUAUUGUACAGAUUAUACUUUGAUAUUGCUGAAAAAUGUGAAGCUUCCUCAGGAAGAGUAAGAUAGAUAUUUCUGUGUUUAUAGAUGUAAUAUUCUUCUCAUUCAUAUUGAAUGAAAAUUGCUGGAAAGGUUUUUUCUCCAUUUUUUAAAAAAUAAAAUACAAAACUAGACAUUAUUCUGAUAGUGGCAUGAUUUCUGUUGUGCAACAAUAAACUCUGAUAAGAAAAUGUA